Dentiscutata erythropus is the source of this 1581-nucleotide messenger RNA. Lineage: Eukaryota; Fungi; Glomeromycota; Glomeromycetes; Diversisporales; Gigasporaceae. The record is from the annotation of a GenBank genome assembly.
AUGUCUUCAAAUCCAUCUUAUGCAUCAGAAAAUAAUCGUCAUUUUUCUACGAAUGAGCAAGGAUACACUGCUUUACCUGUUCUCUCAUCAAUAGAUUCGGCUGACAGUGUUCACAGACUUGAAAGUAAUGAGGAGAGUAAUUCAUUACUUAAUGACGACGACGAUAAGUUUGAUAUCACAGAGGAAGAGCUCAAUCGACCAUGGAAAUAUAAAAUCUUUGCAUUAGUGUGCGCCUUAACUUUGUCUGUUGGAAGUCACUAUGCUGCUCAUACAUUAUCAGCUUUGAAAUCGGAAGUUAAAGAUAAAUUAGGCAUCACAAAUUCUCAAUAUGGAAUAAUACAGUCUUCCGUGUCGCUAGUUAACACAAUCUUACCAAUCCUUGGUGGUGUCUUUAUUGAUACAUUUGGAACAUCAAUCGGGUCAAUCUUGGCCACAUCACUCAUUGCUGUGGGAAAUAUUUUAGUAGCAUUAUCCACUAAUUUGGCAUCAUUUCCUGUGAUGGUGUUCGGUAGAAUAUUUUAUGGAAUCGGAAGUGGAACUAUUGUCACUGUUCAAACUACUAUUCUUAGUCACUGGUUUAAAGGGAAAGGAUUGUCGAUAGCAGUUGGAAUACAAAUUGCUACGUCAAGACUGUCGUCAUUCUUGGGAAAUUUGACUGUUGUUCCAAUAUGGAAAGGUACUGGAUUUUAUGGUUGGGCAUUUUGGUUUGCAGCAUUUCUAUGUGUGGUUUCCUUAGUGAUCAAUAUAUUUUAUAUAUUUGUUAUGAAGAUAAUUAAUGAAAAUCUCUCAGAGCAAGAACUCCAAAAACUUAAACAAAAAAAGUCAUUUAAUCCUAGAAAACUAUUAUAUCUGCCAGUAAUUUAUUGGAUUUUUGUAUUGCUUGAAUUUGAAUUUGGCAGUUCCUGGACUUCAUUUUUACAUGUACACGCUGAAUUGUUAAAAACCCGUUGGGGUAUUUCGGAUGAUGAGGCUGCUUUUCGUUCAAGUUUUGCUCAAUUUUCACCAAUAUUCAUAGCCCCUUUUCUUGGCUAUCUUUUGGACAGAUACGGUAGACGUUCCACCACAUUGAUAGCUUCUGCGAGUUUCCUGGUUCUUUCAAUGUAUCUUAUUGGAUUUACUAUGAUAUCUCCAAUUAUAGGAAUGUUGUUAUUUUCAAUAUCUCUUUCAUUCGGACCGGUAUCCUUACUUUCAUCAAUUCCAAUUAUACUACCAUUAGAUUAUGUUGGUACAGGAUUGGGAAUUAUAAAAUCUUGUUCAAAUAUUGGUUCAACUUUAUUUGACAUUAUUGUCGGUAUAUUGCAAGAUUUAGAUGGUGGUGAAUACAGACUGGUUAUGCAUUUGUAUUUCGUUACCAGUCUUAUUGCUGUUCUCGUUGCUGUAUGGUUGUCAUUUGUAAGCAAAUGGCAUGAUGGAAUAGUAGACAUGAAAGAAGACGAAAGAAGUAAAUAUUAUGAGGAGAUACGAACAAAACAUGAUCAACAAGGGCAGGAAAGACGUAGCAGCUAUGAUAGUCAAGAUAUGCACACGAAGGUUACAUAUCCAUCAAGGCGAAAUUGGGGUUAUGUUACAACUUUCUUUAUG